AUGUAUCGGUAUGUAAAUUCUGUAAGAAUGAUAAUUAUUGACGUCAGGCUUUUAUAGGGUUAAGAUGAAUGUGAUGAAAUCGCUCAGUAAGAAGUCCACUGCUUUCGAGUUAAUUUGCCAGACGACGCAAACUACAGUCCGCGUUUGCACCAGCGCACCGAGUUUGCGAGCUCCUUCCUAGGUAUUCGAUUCUGCACGUAUCUAACGACCUAACGCUCUCAAAACUGUCCAUUGGAUUUUUUUGCAAAUUUUAUUACUUAAAUACAUAUUGGGUUUUAAGGGUGACUGAUAAAAUAAAAAAGUUAAGUGGUGUUCUGUGAAAAAUGGUACAUUUUACUAAAGCGUCUUGUGAAGAUGAGCACCUGAGGAGAUUUUACACAUCGUCUUGGCAACAGAGUGAUUCGCCGUUAGCAUUGCUAGUGUUGCGGGCCUUGGAGUCUACUUUGGCCCUGGGGAUAUUAUUGUGGUCUUUGAUUGAAGCUGCGGUGCCUCAAUGGAUCGUCUAUCUCACUACUUGGGGUAUAAUACUGGUUUUUGCCAUGGGGGCCAGCGGCCUCAUCGUAUCAAUAUGUGCAUUGAAAAAGAAGCUCCCGGAGGUAGGCAAGCCACCGUGGUAUGUGAUGAUGUACUGGGUACUUUUUAACAUAUCCGUCACUUUGGCUAUCCUUGUAACGAUGCUCUAUUGGAGGUUGCUAUCCAAAAAUGCUAGUAAAUACAGCAUUCAUGAACGGUAUUUCUGGUUGGAAACUUCAUUGCACGGGUUUAAUGCAGUGAUAGUUCUGAUCGAGUUAUUUGCAUCUCGGACUCCAGUGCGUUUAGCACACAUAUACCAGCCUCUCCUUCUGGGUGUCGUGUACGCUAUAUUUUCCAAAAUAUAUCAGGAGGCUGGGGGCACUGGCGCAUAUAGUGAGCCCUAUAUCUACAAGUUCCUGGACUGGAGCGAGCCGCGGAGCUCGUUCAUGAUGACAAUUGGGACUGCAAUAAUAACAAUCUUUUUAUACGUGAUUCUGUGGGCAUUCGCUUUUGCCCGGGACUUGCUGAGUCAUGUUUGCUGCUCUACUAGACACCGGACAGUCGAACACAGCGUACCUAUUUAACUAUCACCCAAC
Cydia strobilella is the source of this 1109-nucleotide messenger RNA. RefSeq names its product protein rolling stone-like. Gene Ontology annotation, cellular component: membrane. The coding region runs from base 324 to 1097 and encodes 257 amino acids. NCBI's taxonomy places the organism in Eukaryota, Metazoa, Arthropoda, Insecta, Lepidoptera, Tortricidae. The record is from RefSeq and is a predicted model, not a curated record. The transcript is spliced from 4 exons.